Messenger RNA from Selaginella moellendorffii, 925 nucleotides. RefSeq names its product catechol O-methyltransferase. The coding region runs from base 143 to 886 and encodes 247 amino acids. The transcript has 2 exons. Gene Ontology annotation, molecular function: O-methyltransferase activity. The record is from RefSeq and is a predicted model, not a curated record. NCBI's taxonomy places the organism in Eukaryota, Viridiplantae, Streptophyta, Lycopodiopsida, Selaginellales, Selaginellaceae.
GCACAAACCACUAAAAAAUCCCAAGAGAAAAGAGAGACCUUGAUUCUUAGUUUGCUUCUUAUCGAUUCCAUAGAUCCAUAGAUAGAUCGAUCGAUCGAUCGAAGAUCUCUCUCCUUUGGCAGAGCUAGAAAGGAAAGAAGGAAUGCUUCCUCCAUCCGUGUCCAAGACGCUAUCCUUCCUCCGGGCGAUGACGAGCCCGAGUACCUUCUUCCGGGGCCAGGUGGGCGAUGGGCGAGAGCAGCGGCUCCUCGAGCACGUAGUCGCAGAGGCCGAGCCAGGGAAUCCCAAAUCCGUGCUGGAUGUAAUCGAUCGCUACACCGCAUCCAAGGGGACGUGGUUCAUGAACAUCGGCGACGACAAAGGCCCCAUUCUCGACUCGGUUGUGGAGCGCUCCAAUCCCCGGCUCGCGCUGGAGCUGGGUGCUUACUGCGGCUACUCGGCAGUGAGAAUCGCGUCGCGGAUGAAAGAUCCAAAUGGGCUGCUGAUCAGCAUUGAGAUGAAUCCCCAGAACGUCCAGAUCGCGAGGAAAAUGGUGGAGAUUGCAGGUCUGUCUGAUAGGGUCCGCGUUCUCGAGGGCACGCUCGAGAGUUGCCUUGCGGAGCUCAAAUCGAUCAUCCGCGACGAGCUCCAGCUGAGCGCCAUCGAUCUGGUCUUCAUCGAUCACAACAAGAACGUCUAUCUCAAGGAUUAUCUCCAGCUCAAGGAAGAGGGGCUGCUCAAGAGUGGCAGCGUAAUCGUGGCGGACAAUAUGGGCUUCCCUGGAUCGCCCAGCUUCUGGCGAUACCUCAAGAAGAACGCGCAGGAGCUCCACACCGUGGAGCACCGCUGCAAAUUCGAGUACAUUGGCUGGAUCUCCGACAUUGUCACGGUUUCUACUUGCGUGUAAGAGAACCAGCGCUCUUAAAAGACGUGUCCUUUCCACCUG